Molecule: messenger RNA, 922 nt
Organism: Bombus pascuorum
Lineage: Eukaryota; Metazoa; Arthropoda; Insecta; Hymenoptera; Apidae
Product: B-cell receptor-associated protein 31-like
Exons: 3
Coding region: 71-778 (235 amino acids)
Biological process (GO): intracellular protein transport; endoplasmic reticulum to Golgi vesicle-mediated transport
Cellular component (GO): endoplasmic reticulum membrane; endoplasmic reticulum
Source: RefSeq, a predicted model, not a curated record
AAAAGAAAUAGAAAAGAAAAGAAAACGAAAUAAAUAGAAGAUAUUUACAGAAAUUAAGCAGUAUUUAAUCAUGAGUCUCCAGUGGUCUUUAAUCGCUGGGUUUCUGUACGCCGAAGUCAUAAUAGUUUUACUAUUGGUGUUACCAAUAAUUUCGCCUACAAGAUGGCAAAAGAUAUUUAAAUCGCAGUUUUUAAAAAGUAUAAGCGAUAAAGCAUCGACUUAUUUCUUAAUUUUGUUUGCAAUAUUAGUUGUGAUUUUAUUGGAUGCUAUUAAAGAAAUGCGAAAGUAUUAUACAGUUGUAGCCGUAGAGAGAGAUCAUCAUCACGUUGACGCCGGAUUGCAAGGUAGUGUGAAACUAUUCAGGGCACAACGUAACUUUCAUAUAUCUGGUUUCUCAUUGUUCUUAAGUCUUGUUAUACGUCGUCUUGUGAUUUUAAUCUCUAAUCAAGCGGCUCUACUGGCACGAAGUGAAGCAGUUACGCGUCAAGCUGAAUCGGCAACUACAACAGCGAAACAUUUGUUGUUACAACAAAAAAUUAGCGGAGAGACUGUUCAGAAUGACUCGAACGAAGCUCAUGAUAAAGUAACAUUAGAAUGGAAAGUUCAAAUUAACGAAUUAAAAAUAAAAAAUAAAGAAUUGGAAAAUCAACUUGCGAGAGAAAAGAAAGAUAAAGAAGCUAUAAAGUCGCAAGCAGAAUCCCUUGCCAAGGAAUAUGAUCGGUUAAACGACGAAUACAGCAAAUGCGUUCAAUCAACUAACGAUAAAAAAAGUGAUUAAAUUCCUUUUAUUUCCUUCUUAUACUUUGUUCUUCUAUAUGAAAAUUGCUUUCGACUGAUAUCUCAUAUUAUAGAGUUCUGUCGCCCUGUAUUUAUGUACUGUAUAGAUAAUAAGACAAAUAAGAAUAAAUUAUUUAAUAUAUAA